GGCCCAUUAUGUGGCCCAUUCUGCGGCCUGCCUUUGCUUGGUUCCAACAACUAUUUGGUCGCCACCGUCACCAUGGUCACAUGUAAGGGACCACAACUGCCAUGUUCGUACCUCGCUGCGGUGUGCCACCUGGGGCCAGAGAGCAUUACACCGACUGGCCUCUGUUCCAUCAGGUGACGAUCCAUACAACACUUCAAAUAUAUAUAUUUACACAUUGUAAGUAGUCUUAAGACCUCCAUACAUACUAUCCUGGUGUUACUUCACAGCUUUCGUAGUGUGUACAUGUGCAGUGCCUUUAGCACUUGACAAUCCGGGACGAGCUACACCUUGAAGAAUCACUGUCAUGUGGCAACCCGGAUGGCUUAUAUGCAAUGCAGCCACUGGACGACGUGUUGCGGUGCUCCGAUGCCUUGCUUGAACCUGGAAAUACACCGGCCUGAUUCCCUUGCUUCUUCUUCUUCGGAUGAUAUGUGUUCGUUCAAAUGUAAUUUUCAAAGCCUCCAGUGUAGUGGCGCAAUAUACUCUUGAAAAUGGAAUUAGGGAUUACAAAAGCAUUUCACCCGAGGCCUACCGUGUCCCGCUUCCGCGUGCGAAGUCGCGCCGGGCCACCAGAGCAACUCCCAGUCUUUUCGGAGCUCCGGCUUCUCGGCAGUGUGGGGUUGGGGCCAACUGCCUGUGAAGCUCCCGUCUCGGGCAUAAUUCUGGCCACCCCCCGCUCAUAACGCUAUCAGGUCGAUCCCCUAUGCAGCCAUUCAUAAGAACCGCCUUGCGUACAAGGCUCCCUUCCUUCAGCUGCGCCCGACCCACGGCUGUGUAUUCAUGUGCACUUAGGAAACCAUCAUCCUACUCACUCAUCCACGUCUCUGCAUACACAAGGACCAUGUCCUUCGAUCGCCUUGUCCGAUUCGUCCCCAAGGGCGGCAGCAGCUCCGUUCUCAUCGGCGAGCCGGUCGACGCCUCUGUCGAUGUUGGGGUCGCUGUCCGGAAGGGCCAGGACGUCCAGGUGAAGGUGUUCAGCGGCUCGUCAGUCCUGAACCCUGGCUCGGCCACAGACAAAGUCGAGGUCAUUGACCGGGUCCUCUCGCCGCUUGACACUAAUGAAGUCGGGACUAUCCGAUGCAUCGGCUUGAACUACAGGGGACAUGCCAACGAGGUGGGCAUGAAGAUACCCGAUGUCCCGGUCGUUUUCAUGAAGCCAGCAACCUCCCUGGCAGACCCAUGGCCGGCGCCAACCGUCAUCCCAAAGCACACGCUCAAGGAUGACUGUGCCGACUACGAGAGCGAGCUCGCGGUCGUCAUCGGCAAGACGGCCAAGAAUGUCAGCAAGGAGCAGGCUCUUGACUACGUGCUGGGCUACACCGCCUGCAACGACAUCUCGAGCCGCGUCCAACAGCUCAACCAGAGCCAGUGGAGCUUCUCCAAGGGUUUCGACGGCGCUUGCCCCAUAGGCCCGACCCUGGUCUCGACCAAGGCCAUCCCAGACUCGUCAAAGCUGCAACUCAGGGGUCUGUUGAACGGCAAGGUCGUGCAGGAGAGCGGACUUGAUGACCUCAUCUUUAACGUCGCAGAACUGGUUGCCUGGUGCUCGCAGGGCACCACACUUCUUCCAGGUACUCUUAUUAUCACCGGCACGCCCGCCGGCAUUGGCUGGGGCCGCAACCCCAAGCUUACCCUGCACGGGGGCGAUGAGUUCGUUGUCGAGAUUCUGCCCCAUAUCGGCAGCUUGUACAACGUCUUGGAGGACGAGAAAUAGUUUGAAAACCGCUGGGUCUGACAUGUGCAGGGCUGCAGUUGGCAAGAGAAUCAAGCUGUGUUGCAUCUCGCCAUCAUGUCUCUAAUGUAGAAUGAGUGAUUAGAACAGUCGAUUCAGGUUCUCUCAUGAUUCACCUUCAAAACAUUCAGGAUUGCCGAACGGAUAUAAAUGGGCUGUCCGUUCUCGCGUGUAGGUUAUAGCUCCCUAUCUACGAACCAAAUUCACCGUACUUGAAUUGGU
This is a messenger RNA of Diaporthe batatas, 1993 nucleotides long. RefSeq lists its product as uncharacterized. The transcript is spliced from 6 exons. The record is from RefSeq and is a predicted model, not a curated record. Gene Ontology annotation, molecular function: acetylpyruvate hydrolase activity. Bases 743 to 1753 code for a protein of 336 amino acids. Lineage: Eukaryota; Fungi; Ascomycota; Sordariomycetes; Diaporthales; Diaporthaceae.